This is a messenger RNA of Caenorhabditis briggsae, 1497 nucleotides long. Gene Ontology annotation, biological process: transmembrane transport. Gene Ontology annotation, molecular function: transmembrane transporter activity. Gene Ontology annotation, cellular component: lysosomal membrane. The record is from RefSeq and is a predicted model, not a curated record. NCBI's taxonomy places the organism in Eukaryota, Metazoa, Nematoda, Chromadorea, Rhabditida, Rhabditidae. The transcript is spliced from 11 exons. The coding region runs from base 1 to 1497 and encodes 498 amino acids.
AUGGGCGGAGAAUCGAUAAAAAAUGAUGGAAACAAAACGCCAGAAGAGAGCAGCGGUCAGUCAUUUACUGAACCUACUGAACCAAUGUUGCCGACACCAAGCGAAAGAACGGCAUGGACCUCAAUCUAUGUGGCUGGUGCCUGUGCAUUUAUUCAAGCUACACAGUUUGCAAUUUUCUUCGCUAGCAUGUGGCCAUAUAUCCUGACGCUUAAACCCGACGUGAAACAAGGAAGUUUCGGAGUUGUGGUUGCUUUAUACAGUGUAUCACAAUGCAUAUGUUCCGUGGGAUUUGGAUGGUGGAGUAAUAAGCUAGGACAAGUCAGACUUCCCCUCUUAGUUGGAUUCGUGAUUAUGGCUUUUGGAAACUUGACAUACUUAAGUCUCCAAUAUUGGUCCGAUCACCACUUGUAUGUAAUGAUGGUUGCCAGAUUUGUGGCUGGCGGAGGAACAGGAAACAUGAGCUUGCUGAGAGCCUAUGCUGCUACAGCAUCCACACUAAAGGAUAGAUCACGAGCCAUUGCUUUUGUAUCUGGAGGAAUAGCACUUGGAACAAUGAUUGGACCUGGUCUUCAACUAUUGUUUGCUCCAUUAGGAGCUGAUGGAAUCACUAUUCUCGGCCUUACGAUCAGUAUCUACACAUCGCCCGCUUUGUUCUGUUUGAUGCUCAACGGACUUGGUCUACUCAUAGUUCAGUUUGCAUUCGAGGAGAAGUAUAUUAUUAAACAUGAAAAAGAGAGCAAGGAAGAUUUUGAGAAGGGAGAACAGAAGCCCAAGAAACUAGCAAGUCCUGAUUUGAUUGCCAUUUUAUUAUGUGUCUUUACGCGAUUCCUUCAAAUCUUUUUGAAUACCACUACAGAAAGUAUCGGAUCUGCAUUUCUCAUGAUGAUGUUCUCAUAUGAAAAAGAAGAAGCCGUUACUAUAAAUGCUGGAAUUCAUACAAUUGCUGGAACUAUCGCGGCCACAAUGUUCAUCUGCUUUAUAUUCACGAAAAUUCGAGAGUACGUCAGAAUCCGUGUUUGCACCUUGAUAUCAUUGAUUAUCCCUCUAAUUUGGUUGAUUGCCACUUAUCCAUACAGUUUCUACAGUGAGUAUGUGAAAAUACAGGCGAACGGAAGCAACGCUGACUGUGAUCUGAAUAAGUAUAGUUGGUGUGCCGAUCAGCCCACUGUUCCGAAAUACGUCUACAUCAUUGGUUACGUUUUGGUGUUUGGAGUAGCCUACACUAUCAUUAAUAUUACUGUCACUACACUGUAUUCGAAAGUUGUUGGACCACGACCACAGGGAACGUAUCAAGGAGUGUACCAAACCGCUGGGUCGUUUGGUCGUAUGCUUGCACCACUUCUCAUGAGCUACACCUAUACGGUAUUUGGGCCAUCAGUUCCAUGGUUGAUUUUAAUUAUAUCAUACAUCCUUCUGAUUGCUUUGUGGAUAGUUCUUCGUGAACGAAUGGUGCCGUUCGAUAAAUAUGAAGCCAAAAAAAUCAAGCCUUCUAAUUGA